Oreochromis aureus is the source of this 2387-nucleotide messenger RNA. It is a transcript of the gene fpgt, whose product is annotated as fucose-1-phosphate guanylyltransferase. Lineage: Eukaryota; Metazoa; Chordata; Actinopteri; Cichliformes; Cichlidae. The coding region runs from base 64 to 1806 and encodes 580 amino acids. The record is from RefSeq and is a predicted model, not a curated record. Gene Ontology annotation, molecular function: transferase activity, transferring phosphorus-containing groups. The transcript is spliced from 4 exons.
GGUAUAUAUAUGAGAAAUACUUCAUUCUAGUUUCUAUAUUUCAUUUGUAUCAUAAACGAAAGUAUGAGCCACGACUGUACAAGGAGGCUUCAAACUGCUACAAGACAAAAACUCAGGAAAUUUAACUCUCUGCGUGGUCGAGAGGUGCAGCCUGGUGAGUUUUGGGAUGUAGUGGUUGUGACUGCUGUGGACGGGAGUCAGACAAAAUCGUAUGAGCUGCAAAUCAGCGAGAAAGUUGACAGAAAGGAGCUUCCUGUUGGAGUUCACUACAAAGUCUUCUCAGAUCCUCCUGGACCGAAAAUAGGGAAUGGAGGCUCCACUCUGUACGCACUGCAGCAACUAAAUGACAUCUAUGGAAAGUCUCUGGGCAAACUGAGAGUAAUCCUGAUUCAUGCAGGGGGGUUCAGUCAGCGUUUGCCCAGUGCCAGCGCUCUGGGAAAGAUCUUCAUGGCCGUGCCUUUGGGUGACCCCAUCUUUCAGAUGCUGGAGCUCAAACUAGCCAUGUAUGUGGAUUUCCCAUCACAAAUGAAGCCUGGUGUUUUAGUGACCUGUGCAGAUGACAUAGAGCUCUACAGUAUAGCAGAGGAGGAGAGUGUUAAGUUUGAUAAACCUGGCUUCACAGCUUUGGCCCACCCCUCCCCGCUCUCAGUAGGAACCACCCACGGCGUUUUUGUGUUGGAUCCACGUGAAAAAUCUUCAUACUCAGAAAUGGAGACUGCUUCCUGCCUGCACUUCCUGCACAAGCCAAGCGUUGAUAAGAUGCGAGGAAGUGGAGCUGUGUGUAAGCAGCAGAGUGGAUCGUUUACUGAUUCUGAAUUUGUCUACACAGACAGUACCUAUUAUGUGGACUUUGAUACUGCAAAGUCUCUUCUUAAUGUGCUGACAGAGUUAGGGCCAUUGAGCUGUGAGAUAGAUGCAUACGGGGACUUUCUUCAAGCACUGGGCCCUAAGGCCACAAUAGAAUACACCAACAACACUGCUAAUGUCACCAAAGAGGAGAGCAGUCUGGUGGAAAUCCGCCAGAAGAUCUUCCAUCUUCUCAAAGGGACUCCCCUGAAUGUCAUUCUUCUCAACAGCUCCAAGUUUUAUCACAUUGGAACCACCUCAGAAUACCUCUUUCACCUCACUGAGCACACAGCUCUGAGGGAUGAGCUGGGUCUCCUGUCGUCCGCCUUCAGUGUGCCCAUGAAUGAAAACCCUGAGGGCUCCUCUGGCUGCUGCAUUAUGUACAGUGUCCUCAAUCCGAGUUGCUCUGUGGGUGCUGGGUCAGUGGUGGAGUACUCCAGACUGGGAGCAGGAGUGUCUGUGGGUAAAGGCUCCAUCAUCAGCGGCUGCUGGGUCAGUCCAGGCCUGUCGGUACCUGGUGAAGCCUUCAUGCACUCCCUUUGUGUGAGCCACCACGGCCAAACCAGCUUUGUUACUGUCUUCUUUGGGAUUAAUGACAAUCUCAAGUACACUGUGGGCACUCCUGCAUAUAUGGAAGAGCUAAAGCUUUUUGGGUUCACCCUGGAAAAGUGUCUGUCCAUUUGGGGGAUGGAGAAGGAAGUCCUGAGGUUCUCUGGUGAUGCAUCCAGCUUUAAUUUGUGGAACGCUUGUUUGUUUCCAGUUUGCUCUGACCAGCAAAGCUCUUUCUUAACAUCUCUCAACAUGCUGCACGCCAUCCAGAGUGGUUCAACAAGUCCACUACCCAAAGACGCAAAGCUAAUGUCGAUGCAGGAGUGUUUGCAAUCUAAGAACCUGGAGGAGAUGUUGGAGCUCAGGAAGGGACUGUAUGAUGACAUCAUAAAGGAGAGAUUGAGCAGCUAAAAUGACAAUGUUUAUGCAUGUUUAGUUCAUAUGUAAAGUUUAUUAUGUCUGUAUGAGUUUGGAUGAUGAUUCAAUGGUUAAUUGUUUUGUUUUUGUUGUUUGUUUUUUUUAACCAAUCUGCAAUGCAUGCUUUUUAUAAACAUGAUGAGGGUUUCAUCCAAUUUAAUUUGGUAACACUUUACUUUUUUUUUUCUUCCCCCUCUGGACAAUACCAAUAUUGCUUGAACCUUUACCCCUUGACAGCCUACCAGGAACGAUCCUUGAAGCUCUUUUCUGAACUGAAAAAUUUCUGUCAGAUUUCAGGCUUGCCUAUAGAACAAAAUAACUGUUUGCAUCAGAAGUUCGUGAAGGUCAUCUCUACCCAUGCAUCUACCCUUGGGAAAAACACAGAAUGUCUUCUAAUGGGCGUCAAACCACAUCUUUAUUGAUAUAUACCCAGGUUCAUUAAAGGUACAGGGAAGGUUGUCUUUAUUAGGAAAAGGGUUAGAAGGACACGAUCAGGAGAGUAAAACCAAAGGCAAACUUCAGCCAUCUGUAAAACUUGAGAAAAUGAGAAAAAUGUGAAAUAAAGGACAAAAACA